CCCGGUUUGUUUACUUUCAGCAGAUCUGCUACGAAAUAUACGUCACCCCACCGAUCGCGCAUGCCCUGUCGCGCUCUUGCUACCAACAAGCUCGACAAUUGAACUCCAACACCACGACACCUUUCUUUCGACCAGUUGCCGGUGUUGUCUGGGUUCCUGAACAUUUAAUCGUCCGAGUCGAGUACUGAUCUCGGUGUGCUUGCACCAAUUGCCGACACAAUGGCGCGCCGCUCUGCGCGCCUGGCCAGCCUCGCAAAGGCAUCUAAACAGGCCUCUGAGACACCCACUCUAUCUUCCGUUGCCGAGUAUGCCGAACAUGACGAGAAGCCGGCGGACGCCGCUCCCGAGAGCGUCCCGGAAAGCGCGCCCGAUGCCGCCAAACCCGCCGCGUCAUCUCCCGCUCGAGAGCCGAAAACUCCCAGCAGUUCAUCUCCCAUCAAGCCACCAUUGUCGGAGAUGCAUCCUAGCAAAGUUCGCCCUACUAUGGCUCCCCCGUCGUCCGGGCUGCGUCUCGGAUUCACCGACAUCAAGCCCACCACCGGUCGCGACGAUAAUCUUCCCGCAGUAGCUCAAACCACGCCUUCCCGCGUCACGAUGCCUUCAUCGCAGUUCACCUUCCGUGUCACGCGCGGAACGCUCAACAAUGAUCUGGGUUUGGGCCCCGAAGCUCAGCGUAUGAUGGUAGAAGUUCGCGAACAGGCCGAGAAGCACAAGGAGGCAGCGAGGGCCCAGCUUGAAGCCGAGAAGCGAGAAGAAGAGAAGAUUGCCGGUCGCAAAAUUGCCCAAGCCAAAGGGAAAGCCGGCCGGUUUAGCGCGGCUCAUAUGGCACAGUUCAAGAAGAUGGACUCAAUCGAAAACCACCCGUCAGCUUUCCGAGCCCAGCCAGGCCGUGUGACUUCGCUCAAGGCAGGUGUCAAGCGGAGCCAGUCAAAGGCGAACCUCGACGAGCCGGAAACGAACCAACCAAGGGUUCCUACUCCUGCUGCUGCUGCUGCUACUGCUUCUACUGCCACCAAACGGACUAGGUCAACAACCGCCGCCGAAGAGCCCGUGGUCCCCGCUAAGCGGGCCCGGCAGAACAUCGACGAAGAUACGUCGAGCAAGCGCCCGACGGCGGGUGAAGGGAGCUCGAUCCCGGUACCCAAGUCUGCCGGGCCGGGCAUUCCUCGUCCGAAGGGAUCCCUCGCCGCAUUGAUGACCCCGACCAAAUCGUCCCUGGCUAGGACUACCAGCAUCAAGACCCCCGGCCAAGCCUCGUUGGCCAAGUCGCCUUCCAAAGCUGCACUCAGCGGGAUCCCUCGUUCUGCUACCACAAACAAUCUUCCCACUGUGAGAAUGGUCACCGAGAAGGAUUCCGAGACUGCAGAGAUCAAGAGCCCCAAGAGCCCGUUUGAUAGGGUCAAGGCGAUGCUCCGUGGUGCCAAGGCGGGUGCAUCCAAGCCCAGGAGCGCCCUGCCGCUGCCUUCAGCCCUUGCUUCAAAGACUCCGGCUCCCGCUCGCCCACAAAAGGAGCUUCCCACGGCCCCAUUGACAACACCUGGCCGCAAGCUUACCAAGCGCGUCGCUUUCACGCCCGAUACGCGUCGAGCGGCACUGACACAGAACUCGCCGUCCCCCAUCAAGCCCGGCGCCUUUCAGGGCAAAGGACAAACCCGAGGAGAAGUGCACUAUCCUUCUCUCGAUGGCGUGAUGGCGGAGGCUGCUGAAGCUGAUGUGUCGUACCCGGACCUUUCAGCACAGCGUCCACUCCCCGCGCCUCCCGCCGAGACAUCCGACUCUGCGUCCGCUGAGCCGUCGCUCCCCGGCGAGUUCACCUUCCGCAGCGACCAUACCAUCAGCUUCGGCAGCACCAACACGUCGUUUGGUUCUUCGCCUGGACAAGCCAGCGUUCGGAUCGUACGUCCCUCCAUUAUGCCAACCGAGAAGAUGCCGGGCAGUUUCCCGACCGUGGCCCCCAGCUCGGGCGUCAACAAGGAGAACGAAGCGCCGCGCAGCGUCUUCCUGGCGCUCCCGCACGGCAUGUCCACCAAGAAGCGCCACCGGGUCAGCACCGACGAAGAGGAGGCCGAGAAGGAGGCGGCCGAGCGCGCGGUCAAGAAGCGCAAGCAGGAGCAGGUCCCUGAGGGCGACGCUCUGCUAGCACCGCGUCUAGUUGCCGCCGCCAACGCCAAUGCCAACGCCAGUGCCAGUGCCAAGCGCACCCUGGAGAGCCCCCGGAAACUGCCCCUUCCCGGCCAGGCGCCCGGCACGCCGAGCCCCAUGAAGAAGAAAGGCAUCAGCCUUAGCCGGUUGAACAUGCUUGCGCGUCCAAAGAUGCGGAAGUAGACGACUCGCAUGGGUGGGGCGAGAGCGUGUUGUGGGUGUAGGAGUUCUACGCCGGCCGCGGUAUAUCUGAUCCAUCUCGUACAACAGCCGUAUAAUAUUACUGCCAGCUUAUGGCUCAGCGGGCUCGGUUGACGACUGGAAGUUUUGGGCUCCGCUCUCGGAUGAAGGCCAUGUUCAGGCGCUGUGGGUGAUGCCACGCUCUAUAAGCUUGGACAUAUCAUUCUAUCUCGGACUCAU
This is a messenger RNA of Thermothelomyces thermophilus ATCC 42464, 2562 nucleotides long. RefSeq lists its product as uncharacterized. The transcript is spliced from 2 exons. NCBI's taxonomy places the organism in Eukaryota, Fungi, Ascomycota, Sordariomycetes, Sordariales, Chaetomiaceae. The record is from RefSeq and is a predicted model, not a curated record. The coding region runs from base 220 to 2325 and encodes 701 amino acids.